AUGGAGCAUGACUCCUACAAGUUCAUGCAAAAAUGCGAUCAGUGUCAGAUACACGGAGAUCUGAUCAAAAUCCUACCCACAGAGUUACACGCAAUGAGUUCUCCUUGGCCUUUUGUCGUGUGGGGAAUGGACGUCAUAGCACCCAUUGAAUUCAAUGGACAUCGUUUCAGCUUAGUCGCCAUAGACUACUUCACCAAAUGUGCGGAGGCAACUUCUCCCAAAUUGGUGACCAAGAAAGUGGUAGCUGACAAUGGCGCCAAUCUGAACAACCAUUUGAUGAAAGACAACAACGAACAAUUCAAAAUCACUCACAAGAACUCUACCGCCUAUCGGCUACAGAUGAAUGGAGCUGUGGAAGCUGCCAAUAAGAACAUCAAAAGGAUUUUGAGGAAAAUGGCCGACAACUACAAAAAUUGGCACGAGCAGCUGCCUUAUGCUGUGUUGGGAUACAGAACAACGACCAGAACUUCGACCAGGGCAACUCCAUACCUUCUCGUUUAUGGUACGGAAGCAAUCAUACCCGCAGAAGUAGAAAUCCCUUCACUCAGGAUCAUCCAAGAGGCAGAACUGAAUGAUGCAGAAUGGGUCAAGAACCGUAAUGCAAAAUUGGCCAUGAUAGGAUAA
This is a messenger RNA of Lycium barbarum (goji berry), 624 nucleotides long. RefSeq lists its product as uncharacterized. Bases 1 to 624 code for a protein of 207 amino acids. The record is from RefSeq and is a predicted model, not a curated record. The transcript has a single exon. Gene Ontology annotation, molecular function: nucleic acid binding. Lineage: Eukaryota; Viridiplantae; Streptophyta; Magnoliopsida; Solanales; Solanaceae. Gene Ontology annotation, biological process: DNA integration.